Thalassophryne amazonica is the source of this 4930-nucleotide messenger RNA. It is a transcript of the gene dnmt1, whose product is annotated as DNA (cytosine-5-)-methyltransferase 1. The transcript has 35 exons. The record is from RefSeq and is a predicted model, not a curated record. Gene Ontology annotation, cellular component: nucleus. Gene Ontology annotation, molecular function: chromatin binding; DNA (cytosine-5-)-methyltransferase activity; DNA binding. Bases 160 to 4692 code for a protein of 1510 amino acids. NCBI's taxonomy places the organism in Eukaryota, Metazoa, Chordata, Actinopteri, Batrachoidiformes, Batrachoididae.
GGAAGAAGAAGACGGAGAAGAAGAGAGGCAGCCCGCGCGCGCCCGAAUUCCAUCGCGCCAGUCAGUCUGUUUUACGGUCCCGUUACGUGGGCUUUUCAUUUUAAGCCUUUUAACGUCGUUUUAUCCUUUUAUAUUCAUACGUGUAGACAGCUGUUUGCCAUGCCGGCUAAGACUCUCGUGUCUCUUCCGGAGGAGGUGAAGAAAAGGCUGCAGGUGUUGGAAGAGGAUGGGGAUGGAUGUUCAGAAGAGGAUCAAGUCAAAGAGAAGCUCAAGCUGGUGCAGGACUUCCUACAUGCCCACAUGCAGGACAAGCUGAACAUUCUGGAGGAAAAGAUGAAAUCUUCAGAGAUCUCAAAGGAGGUGUACAUCUCCAAAGUCAACGCCUUGCUGAUCAGCGAGCUCCACUUGGAAAAUGGCUCACAUGCUGAUGGUGCGGAGCAGAAUGGGAAGAUGAAUGGCUUUACUUCAGAUGGCUCACCGAAUGAGGAGAAUGGCGAAGAUGCAAAUAUGGACGUACAGGAGGAAGGCGAUGCCAUCAAGUCGUCUGUUCCAAAAGGGAAGGGUGGGCGCAGGAGCAAAGCAAACUCUGAGAACAAAAAGUCUCCAGCGAGCGCCCCGGUUACACGGAACAGCGGAAAACAGCCAACCAUCAUGUCGAUGUUUGCUAAAGUUCAAAAACGGAAGUCUGAAGACCUGAAGGAAGAAGCUUUGAAUGGACAGCAAGAGUUGAAGAAAGAAGAAAAUGACACAGAGGAGUGUCGGGAAGAUAAGCGUUUCAAAGUGGACUCUGAUGAAAAGACUGCUCCAGAAGAAUCACAGAGUGAAAAGCCUGUUUCUAUUGCAAAAACUCCACCUCCCAAAUGCCAAGACUGCAGGCAGUACUUGGAUGACUCUGAUUUGAAGUUCUUUCAAGGCGAUCCUGAUGAUGCGCUUGAAGAACCAGAAAUGUUGACAGAUGAACGCCUCUCGCUGUUUGACGCAAAUGAAGAUGGCUUUGAGAGCUAUGAGGAUCUUCCACAGCACAGGAUUACGAAUUUCAGUGUGUAUGACAAGCACGGCCACCUGUGUCCCUUUGACUCUGGACUGAUUGAGAAGAACGUAUACCUGUACUUAAGUUGUGUUGUCAAACCCAUCUAUGAUGACAACCCUUGUUUGGAUGGCGGUGUUCCCGGCAAGAAGCUUGGGCCCAUCAAUGCUUGGUGGAUCACUGGCUUUGAUGGGGGAGAAAAAGCUUUAAUUGGUUUCACUACUGCUUUUGCUGAUUACAUCCUGAUGCAGCCCAGUGAGGAGUAUGCACCUAUCUUUGCACUGAUGCAGGAAAAGAUCUAUAUGAGCAAGAUAGUGGUAGAAUUCCUCCAGAAGAACCCUGAUACUACCUACGAGGACCUUCUCAACAAGAUUGAGACAACGGUCCCUCCUGUAGGACUAAACUUCAACUGCUUCACUGAAGACACACUGCUACGCCACGCCCAGUUUGUGGUGGAGCAGGUGGAGAGCUAUGAUGAGGCUGGUGACUCAGAUGAGCAGCCCAUUAUUGUUACUCCCUGCAUGAGAGACUUGAUCAAGCUUGCUGGAGUCACUCUAGGGAAGAGCAUGCUGUUGUACUGGAGAGCUGCCAGACGACAGGCCAUUCGACACCCAACAAAGAUUGAGAAAGACAGUAAAGGCCCAACGAAAGCGACCACCACCAAGUUGGUUUAUCAGAUAUUUGAUGCAUUCUUCUCUGACCAGAUCGAGCAGAAUGAUAAAGAGAGUGGUGGAGCCAAACGACAGCGCUGUGGCGUUUGUGAGGUUUGUCAGUCUCCUGAUUGUGGCAAGUGCACAGCUUGCAAGGACAUGAUAAAGUUUGGGGGAACUGGCAAAAGCAAGCAGGCCUGUAAGCAGAGAAGAUGCCCAAAUCUGGCAGUAAAAGAAGCUGAAGAUGACGAGAACGCUGAAGAGGAAGAUGGGCCCGUCGAGAAAGCCAAACCAGUUUCUCUUGCCAAGAGAAAGAAGCAGACUCAGUGCAAACUGACAUGGAUUGGAGAGCCUGUUCAGACUGAAGGGAAGAAGCAAUACUACAUGAAGGUCUCUGUGAAUGAUGAAGUUCUGGAAGUGGGGGACUGUGUCUCCGUUUCAUCAGAGGACCCAUCUAUGCCUUUGUAUCUGGCAAGGAUAACGGCACUGUGGGAAGAUUCCAGUGGAAAGAUGUUCCAUGCCCACUGGUUCCAGCGUGGGAUUCACACAGUGCUGGGAGAGUCCUCUGAUCCGCUAGAGCUUGUCAUUGUUGAUAACUGUGAAGACAUGCUGCUCAAUUAUGUACAUGGCAAAGUAAACGUCACAUAUAAGGCCCCAUCAAACAACUGGUUCAUGGAGGGUGGAAUUGAUGUUGACCUCAAAGUGAUUGAGGAUGAUGGAAAGAGUUUCUUCUAUCAGUUUUGGUAUGAGUCAGAGUUUGCCCGCUUUGAGACUCCUCCCAGAUUUAUACCACCUGAAGACUGCCAGUUUAAGUUCUGUGGCAGCUGUGCGAGAACUGAAGAGAAAAACCAGCAAGAAGUGCCCCAUGUAUUUGAACCGCUGGAGGAUGUAGACCGUGAUAACGUAGCUCUGUACGCUCUGGCCUGCUUUAAGCGAGAGAAUUACAGGGUGGGCGACAGUGUAUACCUUCCUCCUGAGACAUUUAAUUUCAGUGUGAAGCCAGCUAGUCCGGUGAAACGUUCCCAUCGGAAAGAGGACGUGGAUGAGGAGUUGUAUCCGGAGUAUUACAGAAAGUCCUCAGACUACAUUAAGGGAUCAAACUUGGACGCUCCACAGCCUUUCCGCAUUGGCCGUAUCAAGGAGAUCUUCUGUCACAGACGUAGCAACGGGAAACCGGAUAUGUCAGAAGUGAAACUGCGACUGUACAAAUUCUACAGGCCAGAGAAUACUCACAAAGGUGUCAAAGCCAGUUACCAUACGGACAUCAAUCAGCUAUACUGGAGUGACGAGGAAACUACAGUCAGCAUGUCUGAUGUGCUCGGCCGCUGUCAAGUAGAAUACGCAGAAGAUCUGAAUGAAUCUGUGCAGGAGUACUGCAGUGGUGGACCGGACCGCUUCUACUUCUUGGAGGCCUACAGUGCAAAAUCAAAAAGUUUUGAAGACCCUCCAAAUCACGCCCGCUGUGCUGUUCGCAAAGGAAAGGGAAAAGGAAAAGGUAAAGGCAAAGGAAAAGGGACGGCACCGCAGGAAAUACAGGAGCCUCAGGGUGGACCACAAGAACCCAGAGUGCCAAAGUACCACACUCUUGAUGUGUUCUCUGGCUGCGGUGGGCUUUCUGAAGGCUUCCAUCAGGCUGGUAUCUCUGAGACUCUGUGGGCCAUAGAGAUGUGGGAGCCUGCAGCCCAAGCCUUCAGACUCAACAACCCUGGAACCACAGUGUUCACCGAGGACUGUAAUGUAUUGCUAAAGUUGGUUAUGUCUGGAGAGAAGACGAACUCUCUUGGCCAGAAGCUGCCUCAGAAAGGUGAUGUGGAGAUGCUAUGCGGAGGGCCUCCUUGUCAAGGCUUCAGUGGAAUGAACCGCUUCAAUUCUCGCACAUACUCGAAGUUCAAAAACUCACUUGUCGUCUCAUAUCUCAGUUACUGUGAUUACUACAGACCCAAAUUUUUUCUGCUCGAGAACGUCAGGAACUUUGUCUCCUUCAAAAAUUCCAUGGUUUUGAAGCUGACUCUGCGCUGUCUGGUGCGGAUGGGCUACCAGUGUACGUUCGGUGUUCUUCAGGCUGGUCAGUACGGCGUUGCUCAGACCCGUCGUAGGGCCAUCAUCCUGGCUGCUGCUCCUGGUGAGAAGCUGCCUCGAUAUCCUGAGCCCCUGCAUGUGUUUGCUCCCAGAGCAUGCUCUCUGAGCGUCGUGGUGGAUGAACAGAAAUACAUCAGCAAUGUCACACGCGGUAAUGGAGGAAUCUACAGAACCAUCACUGUCAGGGACACUAUGUCUGAUCUGCCAGAGAUCCGCAAUGGUGCAGCGGCGUUGGAGAUUUCCUACAACGGAGAGCCUCAGUCUUGGUUCCAGAGGCAGAUCAGAGGCACGCAGUAUCAGCCAAUCCUCCGAGAUCAUAUCUGCAAGGAUAUGAGCGCUCUUGUUGAAGGUCGUAUGCGUCACAUUCCCUUGGCUCCGGGAUCCGACUGGAGAGAUCUACCCAACAUUGAGAUUCGGCUCAAAGAUGGCACAAUGACCAAAAAGCUCCGUUACACACACCCAGAUAAGAAGAAUGGCCGCAGCAGCAUCGGUGCACUCAGAGGUGUCUGCACUUGUGCAGGAGGGAAACCAUGUGACCCUGCAGACAGGCAGUUUAACACCCUGAUCCCCUGGUGUUUGCCUCACACCGGAAACCGCCACAAUCACUGGGCAGGACUCUACGGGAGGCUGGAGUGGGACGGCUUCUUCAGCACAACAGUCACUAACCCUGAGCCUAUGGGCAAGCAGGGCCGUGUUCUGCACCCUGAGCAGCACCGAGUGGUCAGUGUGAGGGAGUGUGCACGCUCCCAAGGAUUCCCAGACACCUACCGCUUCUUUGGAAACAUCCUGGACAAACACAGACAGAUUGGGAACGCCGUGCCUCCGCCGCUCUCCAGAGCCAUCGGCAUGGAAAUAAAAAAAUGUGUCUUGGAGAGAAUGAAAGAACAAGCAUCAGGUGAUGAUGUGAAGCAAGAGAAGAUGGAAGUGUCCAAAUAGUUUCUUCAUCCAUCCAGAAUGAAAUGAUUCUACAAAUCCCAUUCACAGCUCGUUAGAUCUAAACAAGCUGGCUUUUAAUUGUCACAAAGUGGCCAUGUGGAUGUUCCAUGCAGUAUCAGUACUUGUAAACUUUUUUUUAAAAAAAACAUUUAUUGGAAAUUGUUCACAUAAUGUGGAGUUAAUUGUAUGUAGUUUUUAUGUGUAAUAUUUCAAAUAAAGCUCUUAUGAAACAUUUAAA